UAUUAGUGCAUCUUCUGAUGGCACUGUAAAGAUCUGGAAUAUGAAGACUACAGAAUAUUCAAAUACCUUUAAAUCCUGGGCAGCACUGCAGGGACAGAUACCACAGUCAACAGUGUGAUCCUGGUUCCUAAAAACCCAGAACACUUUGUGGUGUGCAAACAGAUGAAAUACAGUGGUCAUCAUGACCAUACAGGGUCAGAUUGUCAGAAGCUUCAGCUCUGGUAAGAGAGGUGGUGGUGAUUUUGUUUGCUGCGCCCUCCCUCCCCGUGGUGAAUGGAUCUACUGUGUAGGGGAGGACUUUGUGCUCUACCAUGUUAACACAGUCACUGGCAAACUGCAGAGAACUGGGACAGUUCACGAGAAAGAUGUGAUUGGUAUCGCACAUCAGCCUCAUCAGAGUUUGACUGCUACCUACAGUGAGGAUGGACUCCUAAAGCUCUGGAGACCCUAAUUCCACUUUUUUUUUUUUUUAACUCUCUUGAGAGCAUGUACUUAAGUGAAGACAUAUUCAUAUAUUGGUUUUUUUUUUUUUAGGCUACCUUUUCUCAACAAUUAUCUGAAUUUAGGCACAGGAAUAAUUUUGUGAAAAUUCAUGUU
Odobenus rosmarus divergens (Pacific walrus) is the source of this 597-nucleotide messenger RNA. RefSeq names its product WD40 repeat-containing protein SMU1-like. The transcript has a single exon. Lineage: Eukaryota; Metazoa; Chordata; Mammalia; Carnivora; Odobenidae. Bases 182 to 451 code for a protein of 89 amino acids. The record is from RefSeq and is a predicted model, not a curated record.